AUGACAAAAAUCUGUAUAGUAGCUAUUGUGAUUAUACAUGCUUUAAUUCACCUAUCAUUCAGUUGUCUAAUAUUUGUUCGUUUUAAACAGUUUAUGGGAAAUAUCACUAUGGGAAAUAUUAGUGGCAAUAUUCAACGAAAAAUAAAUACAUUAAAAAAACGAAAUCAUUCAAAUCGUGGAGCUAAACCUAUUAAUGCGUUACUUAUUGUUGAUGUACAAUAUGAUUUUAUUGAUGGUACAUUAGCUCUUAAAGAUUGUCCAAGUCAUCAUCAAGGUGAACAAGUUAUACCGAUUAUAAAUAAAUUAUUAAAUGACAUUCAUUUUGACAUUAUUGUUUAUACUCAAGACUGGCAUACACCUGAUCAUAUAUCAUUUCAUGAAAAUUUACCAUUACGUGCACAUCUACUUGCAAAAGAGUCUAAAAAGGUUGAUGAAUUAAAAGUAUUUGAUACAGCUAUAUUUUUACUUGAUGAUGAAGCAAAAACAAAAAAAUUGCGUGUCGAACAAAUACUUUGGCCAACACAUUGUGUACAACACAGUCAUGGUGCUGAAUUACAUAAAGAUUUGCACAUAGUGAAACCAAAUAAACAUCGUCAAGUUGUUAAUUUAUUCAAAGGUAAUGACAGUGAUAUUGAUUCAUAUUCAGCAUUUUGGGAUAAUCAAAAAAUUCGUGAAACAGCAUUAAAUACAAAAUUAAAGGAACAUAAUGUUACAAAUGUAUUUAUAGCUGGUAUAGCAACUGAUGUUUGUGUCUAUUCAACAGCUUUACAUGCCGUUGAAUAUGGUUAUAGAACAUUUAUUGUUGAAGAUGCAUGCCGUGGUGUUGAUGUAACCAAUAUCAAUUUACGUCUUGAUGAAUUAAUUAAACGUAAUUGUGUGAUUGUACAAGCAAAUGAAAUUAAAGACAUAAUUUGA
Messenger RNA from Rotaria sordida, 915 nucleotides. NCBI's taxonomy places the organism in Eukaryota, Metazoa, Rotifera, Eurotatoria, Philodinida, Philodinidae. The record is from the annotation of a GenBank genome assembly.